AAAUACAAACCCUGGGUUUGUAAGGACGUGUCAUUUAUCGAAGAAAAUCUGCAAAGAGCGAAAGGUUACGACUAUUUCCCUGAUAAAGUUAGACAUUGUGUGCUAUUAUACGCUAUGAAUAUCCUUAAGAAGGACAAGAAAGAUGAGGAAGGAGGUCUUGGUAAUCCUUUUCAAGGUUUAGAUAAAAGUACUGUCUUGCAAGAGUCAAGAAGUUUUAAUGACACUCCUAUCAACACAAGGAAAUGUAUUCAUAUUUUGGCAAAAGUAUUGUACUUGAUGAACCAGGGAACCUAUUUUGGCACUACAGAAGCGACAGAAACAUUCUUUGCUAUGACAAAAUUAUUUCAAUCAAAAGAUGUGACCCUUCGGCGCAUGUGUUAUCUUGCCAUAAAGGAAUUGGCAAACGUAGCAGAGGAUGUAAUUAUUGUCACUAGUAGUUUGACAAAAGAUAUGACAGGAAAGGAGGACAUGUUCCGUGCUAGUGCCAUCCGUGCAUUGUGCAAAAUCACCGACUCCCAGAUGUUGGCUGGUAUCGAGAGAUAUUUAAAACAAGCAAUUGUUGACAAAAAUCCAAAUGUGUCAAGUGCUGCUCUCGUAUCUUCCUUGCAUCUUCUCAAACCUAACUUCGAUGUUGUGAAAAGAUGGGUAAAUGAGGCACAAGAAGCUGCUAGCAGUGAAAAUGUCAUGGUGCAGUAUCACGGUCUUGGUUUAUUGUAUCAUAUCAAGCAAAACGAUCGACUUGCUGUCUCGAAGCUCAUAACAAAACAAGCAAGACAAGCAUUAAGAUCUCCAUAUGCUUAUUGUUUGUUGGUAAGAAUUGCUGCUAAAUUCUUAGAUGAAGAUCCAGAAAGUCCAGAGAAUGCACCAUUACAAGAGUUUUUGGAAAGUUGUCUGCGCCACAAAAGUGAAUUGGUUAUUUAUGAAGCUGCACGUGCAUUGGUGAACCUGAAGAAUGUUAAGACUAAGGAUUUGCAACCAGCUGUUUCAGUUCUUCAAUUAUUUCUGAGUUCACCAAGACCAACGUUAAGAUUUGCAGCUGUGCGAACUUUAAAUAAAGUUGCGAUCAUGCAGCCCCAAUCAGUCAUGACUUGUAAUUUGGAUUUGGAGAAUUUAAUUACUGAUGUUAACAGAAGUAUUGCGACUCUAGCUAUUACAACACUUUUAAAGACUGGAAGUGAAAAUAGUGUUGAUCGGUUGAUGAAGCAGAUUUCAACAUUUAUGUCUGAAAUUUCUGACGAGUUUAAAAUUGUUGUUGUUGAUGCCAUUAGAGCAUUAUGUUUAAAGUUUCCUCGCAAGCAUAUGGUUAUGAUGAACUUCUUGUCGUCCAUGUUACGAGAAGAGGGAGGGUUUGACUACAAGAAGGCUAUUGUUGAAGCUGUAGUGACGAUAAUUGAGGAAAACAAUGACGCAAAGGAAACCGGUCUCGCUCACCUAUGUGAAUUCAUUGAAGAUUGUGAGCAUACAUCACUGGCAACCAAGAUACUUCAUCUCCUGGGACAGGAAGGUCCUCGAACUCAGUCACCAUCAAAAUACAUUAGGUUUAUCUAUAAUCGUGUUAUUUUGGAAAAUGCAGAAGUCAGAGCUGCUGCUGUGACUUCCCUUGCGAAAUUUGGUGCUCACUGUGAUUCCCUCUUGCCAAGUAUCUUAGUGUUGUUAUCAAGGUGCAUGAUGGAUAGUGAUGAUGAAGUGCGUGAUCGAGCCACAUUUUACUAUCAUGUUUUGAAUAAACAAGACAAACAACUUUCAUCUGGUUACAUUUUAAACACUCUUAACGUAUCUGUUGUUGGUCUGGAGCGAGCUUUGGCUGCAUAUCUAAAGGAACCUGCUGAUGCUCCAUUUGACAUGAAGACAGUACCUGUUGCCACUGUACCCAUCCAUGAGCAACAGAAACCUGUUAAGACAUCUGGUGAAGUUACGAGCAGUAGCCAGAAAUCUGCAGCGCCAGCCGCCACAAGACAAGAUGUGUAUGCAGAACAACUGGCUGCAGUACCAGAGUUUGCAUCUCUUGGACCGUUAUUUAAGUCGUCUUCUAAACCAAUUCAACUAACAGAGUCGGAGACUGAAUAUGUUGUCAACUGUGUGAAACAUACCUUUGCGAAUCAUAUGGUGUUUCAGUUUAAUUGUACCAACACGUUGAACGACCAACUGCUUGAGAAUGUGGUUGUUCAAAUGGAGACUGGUGAUGAGGUUGACGUACAGAGCAACGUACCAUGUGCAAAACUUGUGUAUGGCACUCCAGGAACAACUUACACGUGUGUGGGAUUUUCCGAAGAUACCACGCAAGUGACCGCAUCGUUCUCUUGUACGUUGAAGUUUAUUGUGAAAGAUUGCGACCCUAACACAGGAGAACCCGAUGAUGAUGAAGGUUACGAGGAUGAGUAUGUGCUUGAAGAUGUUGAAAUGGUGGUAGCAGAUCACGUGCAGGGUGUGGUUCGAACAAAUUUCUUGGCGUCAUGGGAUGAAGUUGGUGAUGAGCAUGAAAUGGAGGACACGUUUGCGUUAAGUUCAAUGGAAAGCUUAGAAGAAGCGGUAACGAAGAUCACUCACUUUAUGGGAUUGCAACCUUGUGAACGUACAGACCGUGUACCUACCGACAAAAGUGCUCAUACGUUACUUCUUGCCGGUGUUUAUCGUGGCGGCAUCGACGUCAUGGUGCGAGCGAAGCUUGCUUUAAAAGACGGCGUGACAAUGCACUUGACUGUUCGUAGCACAGAUCCGAUUGUGAGUGAAGUCGUGAUGUCAGCUGUCGGCUAAUUUUACGCAUAUUUCCAUAAUAGACAAAUGAUUAUUUUGUUGUUGAUGAAAUUACCUAGAUUUUCCUUUUAAUACCUUUUGAACCUUUUCAAACUGAGCCUUCAAUACCUCUUUAACUGAGCUGUCAAUAUUUUAGUUGAAUAACCAUAUUAUAAAGCGUAGCAUCAGAAUUUUUCUCCCUCUAACUUUUUCGGGAUAUAAAGAUUUAGAAUUGUGUACCCUUUUUGAAUAUAUAAAAUAAAAUUGAAUGUUUGUUUUGCUUUA
This is a messenger RNA of Hydractinia symbiolongicarpus, 3018 nucleotides long. RefSeq names its product coatomer subunit gamma-2-like. The record is from RefSeq and is a predicted model, not a curated record. Gene Ontology annotation, molecular function: structural molecule activity. Gene Ontology annotation, biological process: endoplasmic reticulum to Golgi vesicle-mediated transport; intra-Golgi vesicle-mediated transport; protein secretion. Lineage: Eukaryota; Metazoa; Cnidaria; Hydrozoa; Anthoathecata; Hydractiniidae. Gene Ontology annotation, cellular component: COPI vesicle coat; Golgi membrane; endoplasmic reticulum. Bases 115 to 2754 code for a protein of 879 amino acids. The transcript is spliced from 21 exons.